AUGACUGGGAAAAGGCAGAACACACCCAUUUUUCAGAAGGGCAAGAGGGAGGAUCUGGGGAACAGCAGGCUGGUCCUCUUCCUCUCAGUCCCUGGUAAGGUGAUGGAGCAAAUCCUCCUGGAAACCAUCUCCAAGCACAUGAAGGGGAAGGGUUGGAAGAGGCAGCAUGAGCUGACCGAGGGGAAAUGGAAACCAUGCCUGACCAACCUGAUUGCCUCCUACCAUCAGAUGAAUGGCUUUGUGCCCAAGGGGAAAGCAGAGGAUUUUGUGAACCUUCACUUUAUCAAGGCCUUUGAUGCAGUCCCUCGUAGUCUCCUCAUAGCCAAAUUGCUGAGAUCUGCCCUGGAUCAAUGGACCAUAGGGAAGGUGGAAGAUUGGCUGGACCAUCAGGCUGAAAUGCUGUGCUCAGUGGUACACGUUCCAAGCGGCAGCCAGUUACUAGCAGCAUCGCUCAGUGAUCGACAUCACACCCCCAUGUACUUCUUCCUCCUCAACCUCUCCCUCCUCGACCUUGGCUCCAUCUCCACCACUGUCCCCAAAUCCAUGGCCAAUUCCCUGAGGGACACCAGGGCCAUUUGCUAUGCAGGAUGUGCUGCCCAGGUCUUUUUUGUUGUCUUUUUCAUUUUGGAUGAGUAUUCUCUCCUCACAGUCAUGGCCUAUGACCGCUUUGUUGCCAUCUGCAGACCCCUGCACUACGGGACCCUCAUGGAUAGCAGAUCUUGUGUCAAAAUGGCAGCAGCUGCCUGGGCCAGUGGUUUUCUCCAUGCUCUCCUGCACACUGCUAAUACAUUUUUAAUAUCAUUCUGCCAAGGCAACACCGUGGACCAGUUCUUCUGUGAAAUCCCCCAGAUCCUCAAGCUGUCCUGCUCAAACUCCUCCCUCAGGGAAGUGGGGCUUGUUGUGAUUACUAACUGUUUGUUCUUUGCAUGUUUCAUUUUCAUUGUGCUGUCCUACGUGCAGAUCUUCACUGCUGUGCUGAGGAUCCCCUCUGAGCAGGGACGACACAAAGCCUUUUCCAUGUGCCUCCCGCACCUGGCCGUGGUUUCCCUGUUUGUCAGCACUGGCCUGUUUGCCUACCUGAAGCCCCCCUCCCUCUCCUCCCCAGCUCUGGAUCUGGUGGUGGCUGUUCUGUACUCGGUGGUGCCUCCAACAGUGAACCCCCUCAUCUACAGCAUGAGGAACAAGGAGCUCAAGGAUGCCCUGAGGAAACUGAUUCAAUGGGUCCAGUGUCAGCACCAAUAA
Molecule: messenger RNA, 1242 nt
Organism: Dromaius novaehollandiae (emu)
Lineage: Eukaryota; Metazoa; Chordata; Aves; Casuariiformes; Dromaiidae
Product: olfactory receptor 14A16-like
Exons: 2
Coding region: 1-1242 (413 amino acids)
Biological process (GO): G protein-coupled receptor signaling pathway
Cellular component (GO): membrane
Molecular function (GO): G protein-coupled receptor activity; olfactory receptor activity; odorant binding
Source: RefSeq, a predicted model, not a curated record